Fimicolochytrium jonesii is the source of this 303-nucleotide messenger RNA. RefSeq lists its product as uncharacterized. Bases 1 to 303 code for a protein of 100 amino acids. The record is from RefSeq and is a predicted model, not a curated record. Lineage: Eukaryota; Fungi; Chytridiomycota; Chytridiomycetes; Spizellomycetales; Powellomycetaceae. The transcript is spliced from 2 exons.
AUGAAGCUCGCCUCUGCCAUCCUCGCGGUCGUCUGCGUCGCCUUUGCCAGCCAAGCCGAGGCUAGGAACUGCAUCGCGGGUAUAACAUAUUGCGGAUCCACCUUGCGCGCCAUCGCCACCGGAUCGAACUACGACCCCGUCAUGGCUGCGACAGGCCACGUGCUCGGCAACGACAAGUUCUACUGCAACGACAGGAACGGCGGCAUCGUCUGGCUCAAAACGUGCCGGGAGAACUGCGUGGACAGAGGUGCUGCCAAAAGCGACUACUGCCAAAAUGAAGACCCUAGACCGCAGGAUGGAUGA